Molecule: messenger RNA, 951 nt
Organism: Calliphora vicina (urban bluebottle blowfly)
Lineage: Eukaryota; Metazoa; Arthropoda; Insecta; Diptera; Calliphoridae
Product: glutathione S-transferase theta-3-like
Exons: 3
Coding region: 47-748 (233 amino acids)
Biological process (GO): glutathione metabolic process
Cellular component (GO): cytoplasm
Molecular function (GO): glutathione transferase activity
Source: RefSeq, a predicted model, not a curated record
GGUAAUCAAUUAAUGUAUAAUGCUUUAGUUGCUGUAGAAAUUUUAAAUGACCAUGGAGGAAAACUGCUUAAAAUAUUAUUUUGACUUUCUAUCGCAACCCUCAAGAGCUUUGUACAUAUUACUUAAAGAAAGCGGUACCAACUUCGAAGCCAAUCAAGUAGAUCUACUCAAAGCCGAACAUCAUGAUGACGAUUACAGGAAAGUAAAUCGUUUUCAAAAGGUGCCAGCUAUAAUUGACUAUGUGGACAACCAAGAAUUCCAAUUAGCGGAAAGUGUUGCCAUAUUAAGAUAUUUAAUAGAAUGUAAUAAAAUAUCUAUGCAUUUCUAUCCAAUGGAUUUAAAACAACGGGCCAAAGUAGAUGAAUUUUUGGAAUGGCAACAUACAACCAUUAGAACUUCAUGUUCUUUAUAUUUCCGGUUCUUAUGGGCCCAAGAAAAAUUACUUGGUGCUCCAGCACCUGCAGAAAAGGUAGCAAAAUACCGUAUACUAAUGGAAAAGGAUUUAGAGCUAAUGGAAAAUAUUUGGCUUAAAGAAAGCAGAUUUUUGGUGGGAAAUUCCCUCACAGCAGCCGACGUUUUUGGUGCUUGUGAAAUUGAACAAAUAAGAUGUACAGGUUAUGAAAUCAAAGCAAAGUAUCCCAAAAUAUAUGCAUGGAUUGAAAAUGUUCGUAGAGAAUUGAAACCGAAUUUUGACGAAGCUCAUCACUUGGUUUAUUAUAUUGAAAAGGAAACAAAAUCGAACCAGUGAAAGCAAUUAAUUGUAAAUUUCUCUCUCUAUAAUAUAAUAAGCCCCUUCCACACUAUCAGUGCUUUUGGAAUUAAACUUAAAGUUAAAAAAAAAUUACAACACAAUUAUAUUUUAAUUUCAUAAGUAUUUUUUAUAUAUUACGUAUAAUUAAAGAGAAUUUAUAAAAAUAAAGUUAACAAUAAAACUUAUGAGACAAAGAAUAA